This is a messenger RNA of Perkinsus marinus ATCC 50983, 1764 nucleotides long. RefSeq lists its product as hypothetical. The coding region runs from base 1 to 1764 and encodes 587 amino acids. Lineage: Eukaryota; Perkinsozoa; Perkinsida; Perkinsidae. The record is from RefSeq and is a predicted model, not a curated record. The transcript has 15 exons.
AUGAUUCGUGGAGAUGCAUCUUGUUAUGUCUGUGCACUAGAAGGUGUUAUCGAGUCCUACUUGAACGAGGCCCAAGGUUCGGAGGAGUCUCCGGCAGGGCAGACGGUUGGCCCUCAGUGCACAAUGCGGUCCAAGACAAGCACUUCCUGCGACCGGUGUUGUGCGAGGAACACGCCUCAGUUAUUUUGCUAUAGACUUAACCGUGUCGGGGUGAAACACUUCCCACACGGUGUCUCGUGUCAUAUUUGUGGGGAAGCUGUUGAGUCGUAUGAAGGAGUUGAUGGCGAAGGCCGAGGUGGAGGAACUGUGUGUCUUAAAUGUCAUCAAACAGCGGUAUGCGACAAGGUCGAGUGUCAAACGAAAGCUGGUUAUGUACCACAAUUACUCUACGAGAGGCCCUCAGCCAAGCCCUUCCUGUGCCUCCACUGCCUUGACCUCACUUUCAUGUGCUCCUGCAAAGAGGCCCAUACCGUUCAAAGACGACUCAUACUGGAACGCCCCUUGAACCUUGACGCCCCCUUCUAUUUCAUGAUGAACACCCACGCUCUUGCUCUUGAACCAUGCGAGCACUUUUAUGUCAAUUCACUGCAGAGUCCGAGACCCCAAUUGGUGGCUCUGGCUGGAGACUCUACUGGAGCACCCCAGAGGGUCGUAACUGCCCUACGGCUGCUGGACAUUAUUGCACAUCGUAGCACUGUGAGGCGAUGGACCAUCAAGGAACAUCAGAGCCUGAGGCGAGUCUUGGCCAAACUGCAGGAGCCGGUACACCAGCGUGAGAAGUUGAAAGGCAUGCCUCCGGAGACCGAAUCGGAAGCACUGUGGCUGCUAGAGGAGAGCGAGAUGUGGGGCCUACCAGUACCGAUGUGGACUGCACUAAUGUACCUCUAUGAGUGUUCGGUCCAUGAGGAAUACUUAUUAUUCCAAGCUGGGAAGAAGGUCCAUACGAGGGUAUGUCGAGUGCUCCACAAAGAGCUUGUCAAUAAGUGGUCAGUGAAGAAGCUGAUGGAGAAGAUUUGGCCAUCGUUAGAAGGAGUUGUAUUCUUCCGCCCCAGUCAAACCCAUAGAGUAAAGCGGAGUGGAGAUGAGCACAUAUUCAAAGCUGGAUCGAUACGACGUCAGAUGGAUCGAUUCUCUCAAGGCCUGGUCAAGCGCUUGGUGGAGCGAGCGGCUCGUAACGUGUGGGAGUAUCGGCGAUGGCAUUACAUCAGAACAAUAACGGAGGAGGUUCGAAACGCCCGAGGCGCAAGAGUCUUUCGAUGUGCUGUUUGCGGCCCCUUCCCUGAGUAUUCAUCUUGGUCGGAAGUGCAAGACCACGUUUUCUACACUGUACCCGACGCUGCCCAUGAGGAACGAUGGAAUCGUUUCGAGAAGGAAAUGAUUACUGUGGGAAAACCACCAGAUAGCAGUACCAUCGCACAGUGGAACUCCAGAUUCGACAAUACCCGGCCGGGGUGUAAGAUCCCUCUCACUAACAAAUCACGUCGUUACACAUGGGCGACCCCUCCUUAUCAAGCGACCCUUCCCAAAGUGACUAUGUGGGAUCCGCCCUGUGAUACAGCUCCCAGAAGGCAGAAAGCAAUUGAGUAUACUGCGAAGGCCAAUAAGAAUACGCAUUGGCUCGCCCUGUCCUCGACUGUUACACGGGAGAAGGGACGGCAGGACAUAUGCAAUGCGUGGGACCUGAAGAAGGACCGCGAGUCUGAGAAUGAAGUUUUACUCGGCUCCUCUCGGUUUACUUCGCACAUCUCACCAGCAGUUACGUAA